UCUCUUCUGAAGCAGCUGCAAGAAGCGGAUCUCAAAGGCUUUUCUCCGGAAAGCUGGUGGCUUCUGCGUGAGCUGCAGCCCUCGUACUCAAAGGAAGAGGGCGAAGCUGUGGGAAGCCCUUUCUCCAUGUGGGAGGACCAGUUGUCUGGAAGCCUCGAGGCGGAGAGAAGCAGCUGGACAUCAGAACGGGGCGACGAGCUCGCCAGUCUAAUCCAGGAACUUGGUGCUGCUGGCGAGGAUGCACCCGAGCUACUUGUCUGA
Molecule: messenger RNA, 261 nt
Organism: Symbiodinium necroappetens
Lineage: Eukaryota; Dinophyceae; Suessiales; Symbiodiniaceae
Source: the annotation of a GenBank genome assembly